This is a messenger RNA of Nicrophorus vespilloides, 6757 nucleotides long. It is a transcript of the gene Dscam1, whose product is annotated as Down syndrome cell adhesion molecule-like protein Dscam2. Gene Ontology annotation, cellular component: plasma membrane; axon. Gene Ontology annotation, molecular function: cell-cell adhesion mediator activity. Bases 493 to 6555 code for a protein of 2020 amino acids. Lineage: Eukaryota; Metazoa; Arthropoda; Insecta; Coleoptera; Silphidae. The record is from RefSeq and is a predicted model, not a curated record. Gene Ontology annotation, biological process: axon guidance; homophilic cell-cell adhesion; dendrite self-avoidance. The transcript is spliced from 21 exons.
CCGAAGUUGAAUCAGCAGCAGACCUUGCGUCGUCGCGUUAACCAGCGAUUAUUCACAUUCGAGUUCUUCUGUCCGAGCCGGACUGAUCGUGUAAGUGCGUUUCAUUCCCCCCCUCUGUGUAUGUGGUAGUAGUUUUUGUACGCGCGCGUUAGUGAGUGUGUGUGUGCAAUCUGCAUUGCAUUUGCGAGAGGAAGUGGAAGAGUACUAAUACCACAGCACACUUGCCCUUACCGGUGUGUUGUUGUUACAUUACAAUUUGCAGAAUCCGCAACAAUCAUCGUCGCAGUUAACUGCAGUUCUUACUGAGUUCGGGUGGUGGUGCGUUUGUGCGUGUUUCUACGUACACGCAGAGUGUGCGAAUAGGAUUUUUUUAGCAACUUCUCAGUGGGCAGCAGUAGCCAGCCAGCAGCAGCCUUCUACUCCGAUUGGUGUUCCUAAUUACGUCUUCGAGAGAGAGUGCGCGCGUGUGUGUUGUUCGUGCGUCCGAGAGCGAUGAUGCUGUUUCGUGCUGCAUCCGCUUCCGAGACUCAUCAUCAUCCCACGAAGAUGAUGAUGAAGUUGGUUGUGUUUAUGAUGAUGAUGGUAGUGAUCGGUGUCUUCGGUGCUUCCGAGGAUAACACCGAUGGUCCGGUGUUCGUGCGCGAACCGCCGAAUCGCGUCGACUUCUCCAAUACGACUGGAGCCGUCCUCGAGUGCAGCGCCAGAGGUAAUCCUCUACCGGAGAUCAUCUGGGUGCGCAGCGAUGGAACGGCCGUCGGCAACGUGCCCGGUCUUCGCAACGUCCUCGCCAACGGAAAUCUCGUCUUUCUUCCGUUCCGAGCGGAAGACUACCGUCAGGAGGUGCACGCCCAGGUCUACUCUUGCCUCGCCAAGAACUCUGUCGGCUCCAUCAACUCCAGGGAUGUCAACGUUCGUGCAGUCGUUCAGCAGUUUUACCAGAGCCGCGUCAUCGACGAGUUCGUGUUGCGCGGCAACACGGGCAUCCUCAAAUGUCUGGUGCCCAGUUUCGUCACCGAUUUCGUUGCCAUAGAAGCAUGGAUUGGAGAUGACGGAUCUACGUUCACCUACGAACCGGACUUUCCCAGCACAAGACAACAACAACAUCAACAUCAACAACACGAUAGCAAAUAUUUGGUUCUUCCGAGCGGAGAGCUUCACAUCAGAGAUGUUGGACCCGAGGACGGAUACAAAUCUUACCAAUGCCGCACCAAGCAUCGUCUCACCGGAGAAACAAGACUCAGCGCAACCAAAGGACGUCUCGUCAUCACCGAACCGGUCGGAACGGUGGCGCCUCGUUGGACGGCCGGCACCUCCAAGAUCCAGACGCUGGACGGAGGCGUCGCGACGUCUCUGACCCUAAAGUGCCCGGCCCAGGCGUAUCCCGUCCCACUGUUCAGAUGGUUCAAAUUCGUGGAGGGAACGAGCAGGAAGCAGGUCAUCGCAUUGAACGAACGCGUCAAGCAGGUCGCUGGCACCCUGAUCAUCCGUGAGGCCAAAGUCGAGGAUUCCGGAAAGUAUCUGUGCGUCGUCAACAAUUCGGUGGGCGGAGAGAGCGUCGAGACCGUGCUGACCGUGACCGCACCACUGAAGGCGAGCAUCGAACCCCAAGUGCAGACCGUCGACUUCGGAAGACCAGCAGUCUUCACGUGCGCCUUCGAAGGCAACCCCAUCAAAACUAUUAGCUGGCUCAAGGAUGGACGCAAGAUCGACCAUUCCGAGGCGAUCCUUCGCAUCGACGCCGUUCGCAAGGAGGACAAGGGAAUGUACCAGUGCUUCAUAAGAAAUGACCAGGAGAGCGCCGAGGCCACCGCCGAACUCAAACUAGGAGGACGUUUCGAUCCUCCGCAGAUCCGUCACGCCUUCGACGAGCAAACCCUGAAACCCGGCUCAUCCGUCUACCUGAAAUGCUCGGCAAUCGGCAACCCGACGCCCGAAAUCACCUGGGAACUGGACGGAACGAGGCUUUCGAACAGCGACCGCUACCAGAUCGGCCAGUACGUAACUGUGAACGGCGAUGUCGUCUCAAAUCUGAACAUCACCGGCAUCCACACCAACGACGGAGGUAUCUACAAGUGCACGGCCGGUAGUAAAGUCGGUUCGGCCGAGCACGUCGCCAAGAUCAACGUCUACGGUAUUCCGUUCGUCAAGAAGAUGGAGAAACAAUCGAUCGUCGCCGGAGGAACCUUGAUCGUCCAUUGCCCGGUAGCUGGAUAUCCGAUCGAAUCGAUCGUAUGGGAAAGAGAUUCUCGUCAACUUCCGACCAGCAAAAAACAAAAGGUCUUCAGCAACGGUACCCUCAUCAUCGAGAACGUCGAACGCUCCUCCGAUCAAGCGACCUACGCCUGCGUCGCCAAGAACUCGCAAGGAUACAACGCCAGAGGAAUGCUCGAAGUUCAAGUGAUGGUCGCUCCUCGCAUCGUUCCGUUCGAGUUCGAAGAUGGUCCUCUGGAGAGCGGACAGUACACUUCCAUUCAGUGCAGCGUCCCGCAAGGGGAUUUCCCUUUAACAAUCUCUUGGUAUUUCAAUGAAAAACCUAUUAAUGAUUAUGAUGAAUCGAGAGUGUUGGUAUCUGCUGUCGGACGUAGAAGCAGCAGUUUGGUCAUCGAAUCUGUGGAUUACGGGCACGCCGGGAAUUACACGUGCAGAGCUAAGAAUCGUGCAGGAAUCGCCGAUUUCACGUCCCUCUUGACAGUGUACGUUCCACCGAGAUGGAUCCUCGAACCCACCGACAAAGCGUUCGCGCAAAGCUCAGACGCCGCAGUCGAAUGCAAAGCUGACGGAUUCCCGAAGCCCACAGUUACCUGGAAGAGGGCCACAGGAUCCGUUCCCGGAGAUUACAAAGACUUCAAACCCAACAAUCCAGACAUUAAGGUCGAAGAUGGUACUCUCAUGAUUAACAACAUCCAGAAGAGCAACGAAGGUUAUUAUCUGUGCGAGGCAGUCAAUGGCAUCGGUUCCGGUUUAUCAGCAGUCGUCUUGAUCAGCGUUCAAUCUCCACCGCAAUUCGACAUCAAACUUAGGAAUCAGACGUCCCGCCGCAACGAUCCUGCUGUCCUGCAGUGCGAGGCAAAGGGCGAAAAACCUAUUGGCAUCUUGUGGAACAUCAACGGAAAGAGAUUGGAACCGAAGGGAGACAGCCGUUACACCAUCCGCGAAGAGAUCCUGCCCACCGGAGUCUUAUCCGAUCUGAGCAUCAAGCACACCGAGCGAUCCGAUUCAGCCCUUUUCACGUGCGUCGCGACGAACGCAUUCGGCAGCGACGACACCAGCAUCAACAUGAUCGUGCAGGAAGUACCGGAAGUGCCGUACGAGUUGAAGGUCCUCGAUAAAUCCGGACGUUCCGUGCAGUUGUCGUGGGUUGCCCCGUACGACGGUAACGCUCGCAUCACCAGAUACCAAAUCGAGUACAAACAGAUCAAGAUGCGAUGGGACGAAGGAUUGGAGCGCGUCCUUGUGCCUGGCGAUCAGACCGAAGCUGGAGUUUUCACCUUGAAACCGGCGACCACGUAUCACAUCAGGAUCGUCGCCGAGAACGAACUGGGAUCGAGCGAGCCUUCCGAUACUGUCACCAUCAUCACGGCCGAAGAAGCACCGGGCGGUCCACCAUCCGGCAUCCGCGUCGAAGCAAACGAUCAGCACGCACUGAAGAUCUUCUGGAAACCACCGAACCGCUCCGACUGGAACGGCGACAUCCUCGGCUACUACGUCGGCUACAAACUCGCAUCCGCCGAUAAACCGUACGUCUUCGAUACCGUCGAAUUCAGCCGUGUCGAAGGAUCCGAGCAUCAUCUCCUCAUCACCAACUUGAAGACUUACACUCAGUACUCGGUCGUCGUGCAGGCAUUCAACAAGGUCGGAGCCGGUCCCAUGUCCGAGGACAUCAAGGCGUACACGGCCGAAGGAUCUCCGGAGCAGCCACCGCAUGACACCACCUGCACCACUCUCACCGCACAGACGAUCCGCGUCUCCUGGGUAUCGCCCACUUUGACCGCAGCCAACGGAGUCAUCAAGGGUUACAAGGUCAUCUACGGUCCGACCGAAUCCUGGUUCGACGAGAACACCAAAGACGCUAAGAUCACCGCUUCCACCGAAACCAUUCUGCACGGACUCAAGAAGUACACCAACUACAGCAUGCAGGUGCUCGCUUACACGUCCGGAGGCGACGGUGUCCGCAGCAACCCGAUCUUCUGUCAGACGGAGCAGGACGUGCCCGAAGCACCGAUCGCUGUCAAGGCUCUGGUCAUGUCGUCCGAUUCGAUCCUCGUCUCCUGGAAGCCACCGGUAGAGCCGAACGGCAUCGUCGAACAGUACACGGUUUACGUGAGGGAGGCAUCAAACGAUGGCGAUAACGAUAACGACCACAAGCAGCAAUCAGGAGAUGUGAAACCGCGCGCCCAUCGCGUCGUACCCAACGUGAAGAACCAGAAUCUGAGCUACCAGGCAAAGGAUCUGGACGAGAGACGCAGAUACGAGUUCUGGGUGACCGCCUCCACCAACAUCGGCGAAGGACAAGCCUCGAAGAGCGUCACCGUCGCACCCGGCUCCAAGAUUCCCGCAAAGAUCGCCUCCUUCGAUGACUCCUUCACAACCACCUACAAAGAGGACAUCACUUUACCGUGUCUCGCCGUCGGCCAACCGCAACCUGAAAUCGCCUGGAAGAUCAAGGGAGUUCAGUUCGCCGCCGCCAACGAUCGCAUCCGUCAGCAAUCCGACGGAUCACUGUUCAUUCGCGACGUCACCAGAACCGAUGCAGGCGAAUACUCGUGUCACGUCGAGAACUCUUUCGGUCAGGAUUCCGUCACGCAUCAGCUCGUCGUCAAUUCGCCGCCCCAUUCUCCAUUGGUAACUCUGACCUCUACCACGACCGGAUCCUUAACGAUCAAGCUGAAACCUCAUCCGACCGACGUCGAACCCAUCCACGGUUACACCGUCCACUACAAACCUGAAUUCGGCGAAUGGGAAACGGUGCAGGUGCCCAGUCACACCGACAAGUACACCCUCGAGAAGUUGCUCUGCGGCACCAGGUAUCAGCUCUACGUCACUGCCUACAACAGCAUCGGAACAGGAGAUCCAUCCGACAAUCUGAACACGAGAACGAGAGGCGAGAAACCGAUCAUCCCGAGCGCCGAUAAAUUCAUCGAAGUCUCCUCCAACAGCAUCACUCUGCACUUUGACGAAUGGUCCGAUGGCGGAUGUCCGAUGCUCUACUUUGUCGUCGAACACAAGAAAAAGGUCAGCUCCGAAUGGAUCCAAGUCUCGAACCAUGUUAAACCAGGUGGCAACUUUGUCGUGCUCGAUCUCGAUCCGGCCAUGUGGUAUCAUCUCCGUGUCACCGCUCACAACAACGCAGGAUUUAAUGUCGCCGAAUAUGAAUUUGCCACUCUCACCGUUACAGGAGGUACUAUCGCUCCGGCCAGAGAACUGCCCGGCGCCAGAUUCUUAUUCCCAUGGCUACCCGAAUGGGUUGAUCUGAACAUCGCGGUGCCGGUCGCAGCCACCGUGAUCGUCGUCGCCGUCGGCAUCAUCGUCAUCUGCGUCGCAGUCUCUAGGCGAGCCCACGGACCCACCCAAACCAGAUUGACUAGCGAUUGUAGGUUUUAUGAUGUCGUGUACAACCAAUCGGUGAACGCCGUUGGAACUUUGGACAAGAGGAGGCCGGAUUUGAGGGACGAAUUGGGAUACAUCGCUCCACCGAACAGGAAGUUACCCCCCGUGCCCGGAUCCAACUACAACACGUGCGAUAGGAUCAAGCGAGGUACCAUAAGACCACACUACCGUAGCCACUCGACCUGGGACCCCAGGAGGCACCUGUACGAAGAACUGAGCAACCGCAGGGGCUCUAACGAAACCGUUCACACUCACAGAGGAGGCAUGGAGGACGAGAUCUGCCCGUACGCAACCUUCCAUCUGCUCGGCUUCAGAGAAGAGAUGGAUCCCAGCAAGGCUAUGCAAUUCCAGACUUUCCCUCAUCCACAUGCCGGCACCAUGGGUCCAUCCGGGAUGAACACACCGCAUCAGGCUCAUUCCAGGGCCGGAUCUCAAUCGAUGCCCAGACAGAACAGGCGUUACGACCGCGUUGGCUCUCAAGGUAGUCAGUACUACACCCAGUGCAACGGAAGCAUCUACAGCCCUGGACCCGAAUACGAUGAUCCCGCAAAUUGCGCCCCAGAAGAUGAGCAGUACGGCAGCCAGUACGGAGGAUACGGAAACCCCUACGAUCAGUACGGAAGUCGCGGCAGCAUCGGCAGACGUUCCAUGGGAUCCCUCAGAGUACCACCACAGACCGCCGGUAGUCCCGAACCACCACCACCUCCACCAAGGAACCACGACCCCAACGACUCCAAGGACAGCAACGAGAUCUCCGAAGCGGAAUGCGAUCGUGAUCAGCUCAUCAACAGCCGCACCUACGGAGAAAAGAAAGAAGAAGUAAUGAGAAAUAGCGCUAAGGAUGGCAUGAACCACGAGGAGAUGAGAAAACUGAUUGAGAGGAGAUCAAAUGAAAUCCCAGGGCAAACAAACGGGGGACUCACAACCUACGAUACUGUGGCAGUGUAAUCUGUAAACGACCAUCGCUGCUAUCACUAUGACGACGACGACAACUGCAGACGACACCGAUCGAAUGAAUUUGGACGACGACGACGACGACGACUAUACUCUGAUCCGAUCUGAUAUCUAUAUAUGAUUGGAUAAAAGCAUUUGUUUUCUUUUUUAUCGCAUUUUUUGUUUGUUUCUUUGUUUUGAUUUACUACUGUAAUUA